This is a messenger RNA of Tachyglossus aculeatus (Australian echidna), 4010 nucleotides long. It is a transcript of the gene BCAS3, whose product is annotated as BCAS3 microtubule associated cell migration factor. Gene Ontology annotation, molecular function: protein binding. Gene Ontology annotation, cellular component: cytoplasm. Gene Ontology annotation, biological process: response to starvation; autophagy. The record is from RefSeq and is a predicted model, not a curated record. The transcript is spliced from 28 exons. Bases 37 to 2919 code for a protein of 960 amino acids. NCBI's taxonomy places the organism in Eukaryota, Metazoa, Chordata, Mammalia, Monotremata, Tachyglossidae.
UCCCCCAGGCCGCGCUCAGGCACCCUGACAGCAGCCAUGGCCUCCGAAUCGCCUCGUCGACCGAGCCGUUGUACCGGUGGAGUUGUGGUUCGUCCCCAAGCCGUAACGGAGCAGUCGUACAUGGAGAGCGUCGUGACUUUUUUACAAGACGUCGUGCCCCAGGCGUACAGCAGCUCACCUCUUACAGAAGAGAAGGAGAAAAUAGUCUGGGUCAGAUUUGAAAAUGCAGAUUUAAAUGAUACAUCGAGGAAUAUGGAAUUUCAGGAAAUUCACAGUACUGGAAAUGAACCACCUCUGCUGGUCAUGAUUGGAUAUAGUGAUGGGAUGCAGGUCUGGAGCAUACCUAUCAGCGGUGAGGCGCAGGAACUCUUUUCUGUUCGACAUGGCCCCGUUCGAGCCGCUCGGAUCUUGCCAGCUCCGCAGAUCGGUCCUCAGAAGUGUGACAGCUUUUCCGAGAAGAGGCCUCUGCUUGGUGUGUGUAAGAGCAUUGGAUCUUCUGGCACGAGUCCCCCAUUCUGUUGUGUCGACCUGCACUCCUUGCGCACGGGGGAGAUGGUCAAAUCCAUUCAGUUCAAGACGCCCAUCUACGAUCUCCACUGCAACAAACGGAUCCUGGUUGUUGUCCUGCAAGAGAAAAUCGCCGCUUUUGACAGCUGCACUUUCACAAAAAAAUUCUUCGUGACAAGCUGCUAUCCUUGUCCAGGGCCAAACAUGAAUCCUAUUGCUCUCGGAAACCGCUGGCUUGCUUAUGCAGAGAACAAGCUAAUUCGAUGCCAUCAGUCCCGUGGCGGAGCCUGUGGUGACAACAUUCAGUCGUACACUGCGACGGUCAUUAGCGCGGCCAAAACUCUGAAGACUGGACUGACAAUGGUUGGUAAGGUGGUGACUCAGCUGACAGGGACACUUCCUUCAGGCGUGACGGAAGAGGACGUUGCCACCCAUAGUAAUAGCCGGCGAAGCCCUCUGGUUCCAGGAAUCAUCACAGUUAUCGACACAGAGACCGUUGGAGAAGGGCAGGUACUCGUGAGUGAAGAUUCUGACAGCGAUGGAAUUGUGGCUCAUUUUCCUGCCCAUGAGAAGCCAGUCUGCUGUAUGGCUUUUAAUACAAGCGGAAUGCUGUUGGUCACAACAGAUACUCUAGGCCACGAUUUCCACGUUUUCCAAGUUCUGACUCAUCCUUGGUCCUCAUCACAAAGUGCGGUCCAUCACUUGUACACUCUUCACAGAGGAGAGACUGAAGCGAAAGUGCAGGAUAUCUGCUUCAGCCAUGACUGCCGCUGGGUGGUGGUCAGUACACUCCGGGGCACCUCGCACGUCUUCCCGAUCAACCCUUACGGCGGGCAGCCCUGCGUCCGCACUCACAUGUCCCCCCGGGUUGUGAACCGCAUGAGCCGCUUUCAGAAAAGCGCGGGGCUGGAAGAGAUAGAGCAAGAGCUGACGUCGAAGCAAGGAGGCCGCUGCAGUCCUGUCCCUGGGCUGUCAAGUAGCCCUUCUGGAUCACCUCUCCACGGGAAACUGAACAGCCAAGAGCCCUACAACAACUUCACCAACAACAACCCUGGCAACCCUAGGCUCUCUCCUCUCCCCAGCUUGACGGUGGUUGUCCCUCUUGCACAGAUCAAGCAGCCGAUGACUCUGGGAACCAUCACCAAACGCACAGGACCAUAUCUGUUUGGAGCAGGGUGUUUUUCCAUAAAAACCCCAUGCAAAACGAAACCGCCUCCCCAGAUCUCACCAAGCAAAUCAGUCGGAGGAGAAUUUUGUGUGGCAGCCAUCUUUGGGACGUCAAGAUCAUGGUUUGCAAAUAAUCCAGGUCUGAAACGAGAUAAAGAUCAAUCCAAGCAGUUCGUGGUGGAAUCCCUGUACAUUAUCAGCUGUUACGGGACCCUGGUGGAGCACAUGGUGGAGCCCCGGCCGCUCAGCACAGCCCCCAAGAUUAGCGACGACACGCCCCUGGAGAUGAUGACCUCCCCUCGGGCCAGUUGGACCCUGGUUAGAACCCCACAGUGGAAUGAACUGCAACCGCCAUUUAAUGCAAACCAUCCUCUGCUCCUCGCUGCAGAUGCAGUUCAGUAUUAUCAGUUUCUGCUCGCUGGCUUGGUCCCCCCUGGAAGUCCUGGGCCCAUUACUCGACAUGAAUCCUAUGACAGCUUAGCCUCUGAUCACAGUGGACAGGAGGAUGAAGAAUGGCUUUCUCAGGUGGAAAUUGUGACCCAUACUGGACCCCACCGACGUCUAUGGAUGGGCCCACAGUUCCAGUUCAAAACCAUCCAUCCCUCAGGCCAAACCACCGUCAUAUCUUCCAGCUCUUCCGUGCUGCAGUCACAUGGUCCAAGUGAUACUCCACAGCCUCUCCUCGAUUUUGAUACAGACGACCUGGACCUCAAUAGCCUCAGGAUCCAGCCGGUCCGAUCUGAUCCAGUCAGCAUGCCAGGGUCCUCCCGCCCAACUUCAGAACGCAGAGGGGUUUCCACGAUGAUUGAUGCUGCCUCAGGUGCCUUUGAUCGGAGCGUGACCCUCCUGGAAGUCUGCGGGAGCUGGCCGGAGAGUUUCGGCCUCCGUCACAUGGCCUCCAUUGAACACACAGAGGAGGGACUAAGGGAGCGGCUGGCCGACGCCAUGUCCGAGUCCCCAAGCCGAGACGUCGUGGGAUCGGGAACAGCUCCCUGCCCCCAAGACUGUGCCACCACAUUGGUAAGAACAGCUUUGGCCAAAAGCUCAGACCCAGCCCUUGAAGUAGCAGUUAAAAACAUCCCCCCAGAGAGGCACAUGGCUGGGAAAUGUUUGGGAAAAAAAAAAGGAAAAAAAAAACAAUGCCAACAGCCCAGCGUUCGUGAGCAACCCUACAAUAACAAACCAUUGUGCGUGCGUGAAGGAGGAAGAGCUCCAGCGCGAGGGAAGCAUCGAGACUCUGAGUAACAGCUCGGGCUCCACCAGCGGCAGUAUUCCCCGCAACUUUGACGGCUACAGAACCCCCCUCCCGACUAACGAGAACCAGCCUCUCAGCCUCUUCCCCACGGUGCUCCCUUAGAACCCUCGGCCACCUGACCUGCUCUGGGGCCUUUCCAGCAGUGUAGGCUCCAAUGGGAAGGUGACCCCUGUCCCCCCAGGCUUCCAACUGGUAAGGGGCAGGGUAGGGGGUCAGGCCUCACUCAUCCCAGGCCUCCGUUGGGGCCUGAGCAUUUCCGUGCCGGGCAGAAAAGAGUGGAGGUUCUGAGCAGGUCCAGAGUAAUCCCCAACCCCUGUCGGCUCUGAGCCGGCUGGCUGCCAGAAGCCCACUUGCCGCCCUGAGCCCCAGCCUUCUUGCUGCCCCCUAACCACCCCGCCUAGGGACCCUGCCCCCACAGCGAGUAGUCAGCCCCAUGGCCUCCCGCCCUUUGCCAGGGAGCACUAGGCUCGGCUCCCAAGCAUCAGCUCAUCUUCCUCCCACCGUCUCCCCAUCCUGCCUCUGUACGGAUGAGCUGUGGAUCCUGCUUCCUGUUACAAUAGUGAGGGGGAGAAGCAGUCUCUGAGCGAGUCUGAAAGCCGGGUGACUUUUUUCUCUGCUCCUCCCAUGCAUCGGGGAGAAGACCAGAGCUUGGUGACCGAUUUGCACGCGGUGCGAGCCCCCAGACCACCGUGUGUGUUUGUGAAGAGGAGAGAGAGUGAGGCACCCCACAGCCGGGGCCUGGGGAGGACCAAGGGGUCCGGGAGAACUCAGAUCCAGCCAGGCCUGACCAGGCAGCCGGCCCAUGAUCUUCUCUGCUUCCAUGUCCUCCUCUCUCCUUCUCCAGACUGUUGAUUUUGCUGCUUUUCCUCCCGCCCCCGAGAGGAACUGAAGUUGAAGUGCCAUCAGAAGAGGGGACAAAAAGGAGCUGUUGGUUUUGACUAAUGGAGAGGAUGAUCUUUUUUGCUGUCCCUGCUUUCUCCUUACCCUGUAUAAGAUGCAACUCUCUCCUCUGGUGAAAGAAACCAUGUCUGUGGAAACUCUGUCAAGAAAUGCACGUCUCAUUAAAUAAAUCGAAUUCAAA